CUUCUCAGCAUGCAGUCAGAGCAGGAAAGGUGUUAGGGUUCACUCAGUAACCAACCUUGGGAGAAGAAUUUGGGGGAAUUCUUGCUGCCUACUGAUCAGUUCAGGAUUCCUGCCUAGAAAUCUCCACCAAGUGAACUCCCAUCAGCUGAGCAGAAUGAAGUUGUUGGUUUGUAUCUUCUUGGCCUCUCUUGCUGCUGCUGCUACUGCACAUCUACACACAGACCCGAUGCUGGAUAACCACUGGGGGCUCUGGAAGAAAACCUAUGGCAAGCAAUACAGCCACAAGAAAGAGGAAGGGGAACGGCGCGUGACCUGGGAAAAGAACCUCAAGCUCGUUAUGCUGCAUAACCUCGAGCACUCACUGGGGCUGCAUUCCUAUGAGCUGGGCAUGAACCACCUGGCAGACAUGACCAGUGAGGAAGUGGCUGCUUUGUUAACUGGAGUGAAAAUUCCCCACCGACCUGACUGGAAUUCCACCUACAGGCCACGCCCUGGCAGCAAAGUGCCUGACUCCAUGGACUGGAGGGACAAAGGAUGUGUUACCGAUGUGAAAUAUCAGGGGGCCUGUGGUGCCUGCUGGGCUUUCAGUGCUGUCGGUGCCCUAGAAGCCCAGGUGAAACUGAAAACUGGAAACUUGGUGUCUCUCAGUGCACAGAAUCUGGUCGACUGUACCAUUACGUACGGGAACUAUGGCUGCAGCGGUGGAUAUAUGACGAACGCCUUCCAGUACAUCAUCGAUAAUAACGGCAUUGAUUCGGACGCUUCCUAUCCGUACACAGCUCGGAAUGGAACGUGUCACUAUAACCCUGUCACGCAAGCCGCCACCUGCUCCAAGUUUGUUGAGCUCCCGUAUGCCAAUGAAGCAGCCCUGAAGGAUGCCGUCGCCAAUAUCGGACCUGUGUCUGUCAUCAUAGAUGCUAGACAGCCUUCAUUUUUCCUGUAUAAGUCAGGAAUCUACGAUGAUCCACGUUGCACUGGUGACACGAAUCAUGCGGUUCUAGUUAUUGGCUAUGGCGCCCUGGAUGGGAAGGACUUUUGGCUUGUGAAAAACAGCUGGGGCGUAAAGUUCGGUGACAAAGGGUACAUUCGAAUGUCCAGGAACAAAGGAAACCAAUGUGGGAUUGCCAGCUAUGGUUCUUAUCCACAAAUAUAGAGGGACGCUCUGCUUCAGAAUGCACUCUGGAGAUGUGGUCUCUUAGAAUGCUAAUCUUAGCCUUGCUGUAAUCUAACUGCUCUGUUUGAGAACAAUGUAAGGGCUCUAAUGGCAAAAUCCUCCCAUCAGAUCCAUCUGACGGAUCUGAGACAAGCAGCUGAAAUGAUGAAUGAUCAUGAUUGGUCUGGUCCAGAAUUUUGGCACUUUUAGCUCACUCUCCCUAUUUCACAGGGGUGUUUGUAAUUGAUUAAUGUCUAUGCAUUGCUUUGCGCAUGUAAACUGCUAUUUCAGUGCCAGGUAUUGUCACUACCACUGUCUCAAAAUGUGUUGGAGUGAAGGCUGUGUUGCUAGUCCACGCCAUUUGUGAAGCAGUAGAGUUGCCGAAGCCACUUCAGAAGUGAAGAGGAGAAGCAGAUGGAUCAACACAUCUCUAGGAUAUAUCAAUUUUCCACAAUACAGGUCACAAAGCAAUCAUUAGCAACCUGGGAGAUCAAGCAAACUAUGGACUUUCCUUGCAGAGGGCACUGUGUUUUCCAGGAUACACAAAAUUGGGUUGGUAUCUUAUGCAAAGACCUUAGCAUGUCAGCAGACAGAAGCCACGGAGAAGGCCAGCCAUGGAACAAAGUGCUGCUGCUGUUAUAAAAUGUGACCUACAGAGUGAGAUCAGCCUUUGCCACCUGAAGUGCUUGGACCAAGGACACAGUGCAGAGAUGAAAGGCCUGAUUCUGUCUUUCACUGCACAGCCAUAUACACCUGUGCAAAGUAGCUGUAUAAUGUUGCUGAAUCAGAAUAGCAGUUUUCAGCCGAGGUAUACGUGACUGCACAUGAUGCACAGUAGCAGGGAGUCAGGCCUAAAGGCUGUAAAUGUAGCUGCAGGUAUGGGACGAGCGAUUGCAUGAGCAAGAAUACAGGGAAAGGUGAACCUGGAAUCCACAUCCCCAGCUGCCAGUGCCAGCACAGCACUGGGAAUCACAUCUGCUGCCCUGCUCUACUCCACAGGCCAUGGGGGAGCCCUGAUUCUGGAUCUGACCUACUUUGCUCUACUUUGGAAUAGGAUUUGCAGACACCUAUUGACCGAAUCCUUGCAGGAUACAGUUUCAGAGUGAGGUCACGCAUCUCUACAGCACAUGAAAUGGAUUCUCGUCUCUCCAAUUCAGCAGUGAGGUUAUGAAAAUCUGGAUCUAAUCUCAUUUGUAAACAAUGCAUGUAAUAGAAAUUACACAUCCUCUUCCAAAAGGAAAAUAAUAUAUUCAAUUGUUUGAAAA
Molecule: messenger RNA, 2418 nt
Organism: Gopherus evgoodei (Goodes thornscrub tortoise)
Lineage: Eukaryota; Metazoa; Chordata; Testudines; Testudinidae
Product: cathepsin S-like
Exons: 9
Coding region: 155-1153 (332 amino acids)
Biological process (GO): immune response
Cellular component (GO): lysosome
Molecular function (GO): cysteine-type endopeptidase activity
Source: RefSeq, a predicted model, not a curated record